AUGGUAACUGCACCGUUGGCACCAAGAGUGAAAAAGACUGAAGAAACAUAUCAGAAAGUCACCCAAAUCGAGCAUAUUGUAAAACGUCCAGAUACAUACAUUGGUUCGGUACAAGUGGUAAAUGACGCACGAUGGGUGUUUGACAAGAACAAGGAAGCAAUGACCCAUCGUCUAGUGACUUUUGUCCCUGGAUUGUACAAAAUAUUCGAUGAAAUCCUCGUAAAUGCGGCUGAUAAUAAGAUUCGCGAUCCGUCGAUGGAUACCAUUAAAGUAACAAUAGAUGCAGCCGAUAACACCAUUUCCAUACAUAAUAACGGGCAGGGGAUUCCAGUGGAAGUUCAUAAGAAAGAAAAUGUCUACGUGCCAGAGCUAAUAUUCGGACACUUGCUCACCUCGUCUAAUUACGACGACGAUGAGAAAAAAGUCACUGGAGGACGGAAUGGAUACGGAGCUAAACUAUACAUUAUGGGACAAAUGAGUCAACCUAAACUUACGACAGCCAGCAAAAAGGAAGAUUUUACUCGCAUCACAUUCAAACCCGACCUUGGAAAAUUUGGCAUGACCACGAUCGAUAAAGACACCGAGGCGCUUCUUGUUAAACUCGUCUAUGAUCUAGCCGGAAGUGAAGAUGAAGGGACAAAGCCGACUCUUAUUACGAAAAUAUUAACGAUCGAUGGGAAGUUGGUGUUUGCGUCAGUGAUGGGCCCAACAGAUCAACUUGUUCGCGAGAUUACCGAGACAAUAAAGAAAAAGUUCAAACAAAUAACCCCACCAAAACCCUCUCAAAUUAAAAAUCACCUCUGGAUCUUUUUAAACUGUCUGAUAGAGAAUCUGGCCUUCGAUUCCCAAACGAAAGACACCUUGACUUUACAACGGAGUGCGUUUGGAAGUACUGCUGUGUUAAGCGACGCUUUUGUAAAAAAAAUGCUUAAAACAAAUAUAAUCGACAAUAUUGCUAAACUCAUGAAAGUCAAACAAGAACAGCAGCUUCGAAAAACAGACGGCUGGUACUCGAAAUGGGUCAAGGUGUACAUUGAUUCUAACGGAAGGAGAUUCUGCAAAGGCAUUGGCUGUCAGCGGGUUGUCAAUUGUUGGAAGAGAUCAUUUCGGGGUAUUUCCUUGAGAGGAAAGCUGUUGAACGUGAGGGAAGCCAAUCUGAAGCAAGUAUCUGAGAAUCAAGAAAUAAACAACAUUAAGCAAAUAUUGGGACUGCAACAUCGGAAGGAAUAUAAGGGCACCGAGAGCUUACGAUACGGAAGUCUCAUGGUCAUGACCGAUCAGGAUCAUGAUAGUUCACACAUUAAAGGGCUCCUAAUAAAUUUCUUGGAACAUUAUUACCCGUCUCUGUUGAAGUUAUCUGGCUUUCUAUUCGAGUUCAUAACGCCAAUUGUAAAGAAUAUGAAACACGGAAAGCGGCCAACAACGGUGGAAAAGGCUAGAAUAUCAAAUACUACAAGGAUUUGGGCACGAGCACUGGCGACGACGCUCGAAAAUAAUAAUAUCGCACACUGA
This is a messenger RNA of Paraglomus occultum, 1512 nucleotides long. NCBI's taxonomy places the organism in Eukaryota, Fungi, Glomeromycota, Glomeromycetes, Paraglomerales, Paraglomeraceae. The record is from the annotation of a GenBank genome assembly.